UCUCUUCCUCCCUUCAUGACUCCGCCCAUUGGUCCCACCUGUCAUUUUGACCGGGUGCACAGAGUUUUAGUUCCUAGAGCCGGGGACAAUUAAUUGACGCAAAGCUAAUUCACUUCUUUUUCAUUACUAGGACUCUAAAUUAAUACUGAGUCAUGGCAGUGAACACAGGCACCUCUCUAGUGCUGUCCAGUCUGUUGUCAGUGCUGGUAUUUGCUGGGAUGCAGAUGUUCAGUAAGCAGCUGGGAUCUACUGAGUGGCUCACCAUCCUGGGAGGUUUCCUGGGCUCAGUUCUCUUCAUCUGCUCCCUCACUGCAUUUAAUAAUCUGGAAAAUCUGAUUUUUGGGAAGGGAUUCCAAGCCAAGAUAUUCCCUGAGAUUCUGUUAUGCCUGUGCCUGUCACUGUUUGCCUCUGGCCUGGUACACCGUGUCUGUGUCACCACAUGCCUGAUAUUCUCCCUGUUUGCACUGUACUACAUCAACAAAGUAUCUGCUGCUCUCUACCAAGCAGCUGUUCCUGCAGUAACACCAGCAAAGGCUGCCAGCAAGGGCAAAAGGAAGAACUGAUGAAUAUGUUGGAUCCCACUCUCUCCCAGUUAUUCAGUCUGUGUUACCCUGGUGCUGAUGGCCAGUGCAACACCGCAGUUGCAUAUUUUGUCACAAUAAUUUCUUUAAGCCAUAACAUUUGGUGUAUUUCUACAGGCUUUUGAAAAUGGUUUAGGAAUAAUACUUUGACUACACAUUUGUAACCGUUAUAGCAGCAUGUUUUUUUUUUUUUCUACAGGGAUUUGAAUUUAAAUU
Messenger RNA from Scatophagus argus, 797 nucleotides. RefSeq names its product keratinocyte associated protein 2 (gene krtcap2). The transcript has 5 exons. The coding region runs from base 153 to 563 and encodes 136 amino acids. The record is from RefSeq and is a predicted model, not a curated record. NCBI's taxonomy places the organism in Eukaryota, Metazoa, Chordata, Actinopteri, Scatophagidae.